This is a messenger RNA of Juglans microcarpa x Juglans regia, 4049 nucleotides long. RefSeq names its product myb family transcription factor PHL5-like. NCBI's taxonomy places the organism in Eukaryota, Viridiplantae, Streptophyta, Magnoliopsida, Fagales, Juglandaceae. The record is from RefSeq and is a predicted model, not a curated record. Gene Ontology annotation, molecular function: DNA binding; DNA-binding transcription factor activity. Bases 2315 to 3583 code for a protein of 422 amino acids. The transcript is spliced from 7 exons.
GUCCAUAUCAAUCUCCACAAGCACCAAACUAAACAUCAACCAAAGGAAUGAAAAUAUUGCAAACUGUCAUUUGUCUUCUCUUCCCAAGGCUAAACUGCCAUUAGACCCCUUUCAACUUGUUUACAAAUUCUUUAUUCUCUUCCUGACAACAUCUUCGAAUUACAUUUCAAUUAACUGGCAGACAUCCAGCCAAACUCCCACACCUUCGCUCAGAGAUUUGGAGUUUUGAUCCUGAAUACUAGAGCUGGAGAAAUUUAUCGAAUAGAAUUAAGACAGACAAAGAAGGAAGAGACUUCACCUUCUCAAAAGAAUGAGUGGGAUGCAAUUUUAAGAGAUAACGCACUCAGCCGAGUAUCAAAUCCCCGUUAAGGGUCAGUAUCAAAUCUAGAUCUUUCUUGAUCACUCACUAGGAAUCCCUAAACAAUGGGAAUCUUAAAUUUGCAACCUUUGAACAUCACAUAAGAAUGGUCAGGUCCGAUAGACAAUUAUAAUACAUUUUGUAUGGUAUGUCGUCGCCAUCGCUUCAGACGAACAAUUUGAAUUCAAAAGAUCAUUACAAACAGCUUUAUCUGAUUUGGGACUCGGAUAACACACGUAAGAUAUUCUUUUAGUGAUCUUCAAGGGGCUGAAACUUCACCUAGGCAUCAAGCUUUCGGCCUAAAACACUACACAGCAUUUGAUUCGAACACUGCUCAGACAAUGACAUGGAGGCACCGAGGCAAGUACAAGAAUAAUGUGUUUUUUUUUUUUCCCUAUUGUUACCGCUGAUAGUAGCCCUAUUUAGUUAGAAUAGUAAUACAGGCCGUUUAAAUAUCUUAACUUGUUAUCUUCUCAAAUGAUUUUAUAGGCUGCCUGAGAUUACAGCGAUAUGCCAGGCAAUCUUUAUUAAUUUUAUUGUAUUCUUGGUUUUUUUGUUGUCUCUAGUGAUUGAUGGCUGCUUUUUGUUUUAGGUUUACUUUUUGAUGAUUCGAUUUGACUGAAAAUCGAUUCGAUGAACUGAAUACGAAUUGUCUUUUCAGGUUAAUUUUUUUAGUGGUGUUUUUAAUAAUUUUGAGGAAGUAUUAGUUUUUCAACAAAAUGUAGUGUCCAGAAUUCUUAAAAUUAGGGUUUUUGAAUUCCAGAGCACCUGUACAAGGAUCACUUUCACGCCUUUAAUGUUUCGCAAGGGGAACUCAGAUUUGAAGAUUAUCAGAGUCUGACUGUUAUUACGAUAAUGAAAAACUGGCUAUGUGUCGGUAUAUAAAUAAAGGCUUAGCAGCAUUAGUUUGUGAUUUUAGAAACCGUCAGAUUCUCAAACAAUGGUAUUAUAGUCGAUCUACGAUCAAUCUAUUUAUGUAUUCGUUGAAAGGCCACUAGAUCGUGUGGAUGGAAUUGGAGAUCGUUAAAUCCACUCAUGUUUUCUCUACUUGUGCAGAAUCUUAAAAUACAAUACAAAGUCCUCUGUGUUUUUACUGUAAUAUUGUAGAGCAAUGAGUAUGAACUUUUCUGGCAAUUUCCAGAUAUGAGAUACCCAGUUUGCCAGAUGAAAUCUCAAGGAAAGGGGAGGGGGAUUCGUAUCUUUUAUUGUGAGGGAAAGUCGAGUUUCUUUUAUUUUAUACCAUCUUUUUUGGCUACUAAAUUGACUUCAUUCGUAUCCAGUGUAGGAAUAAUCGUAGAUUUAUAAUGAAUUUAUGCCAGUAUCUCAGGUUAAAUUGUUCAGCUGUAGAUGCUUAUUACAAUAUUCUCCAAUAUUUUUAAUGAUAAAUUACCAAUACUGCAGGACAUAUUUUAACUUCUACUUAAGACCCAUAAAGCCCUUUCAAUAUUUUGGACUUUUUUCAUUUCUAUUUUGUUUUCCUUUUCUCUUUGGUGAUUGAGACAUUUUCCCAUUGGAGUUUAUGAAUGGACAAGUUUCUGUUAGCCCAUUUGUUUGUCUUCGAAAGAUUUGUAUUUUUAUAAGCGUUUUCUGGCUUUGGUUCUGUCAAUAAAUAGAUUGCAGUUCAUUCCUAUCCUUCAUUAUGGGAAUAAAUAAAGGCCUUUCAUAUUGCUUUUAUACAAAUCCUAUUCAUAUCUUAAACCUGAAGUUUCCCAGAAUAUAAGUGAGAAUUUUAUGCUGCACAUCAGAAUUUAACCCUGUUGUUGUUUGUCCAUCUGAUUUGAAUCUUCUCUUUUCUAUUUUCCGUAUAUUUUUCCUGUGGCUUUUCCUUUCUGAAAAACAUAUAAAGAGAACAAAAGUUGAUGUAGUUUUGGAUGGUAGACAGGAUAUUUGAGCAGAAAUCAGCUCUGCUUGCUGUUGUUGUUGGGAUAGCUGUGUUGCAGUUUUGGUCAUUUGUAGAUGAACACUCAGAAGAUAGAUUGCCGCGAACCAGUUAGCCAGAACUAUGAACUGAUCAAUGAUCGUAGCUCUGAAUUUGCUAAUUGUUCUUCCCAAUUAUUUGGAUCCAAACAGUCUUGGCAAUUCAGAACUGGUGCUCAGCCACCAACCAUGGGUGGAGGAUCACAACAGCAAUAUAUUAGGCCUGCUAGAUCAUCCAGCACAAUUAUGAGCCGCUUUGAUUCACCAGCUUCUGCUUUUUAUGCAACCGAACGCUGCAUGGGAAUUCAACAGUACGAUAGUCCAGUUGAUGACCCCUCUUUGUUUUCCCAAGUUUCCAGGACUUAUGAUUUGCAGUUCCCUUUGUAUCAAUCUUCUGGGGAAGACUUUUCCAUCGAUUCAGCUCAUCAAGAUGAUUCCAACUUUGAUUUGAGAAACACCUUGCAGGCAAUGGUGAAAUCUCAGUUCUCUUGUAAUCAAUACUAUGGAUCCUCUGUAAACAAAAUUUCAGGCAGCAAUUCACCAGGAUGUAAGCUUCUUCCACAUGAACAAAAUAAGUUGCUUGGUGAUGAUACUAACUAUGGUGGGAGGCACCUUUUGAUUCCUUUUAAAGGAAAUCAGGACGAUAUGGGCAAUUGCAAUUCACUUGCUUCCUCGCCCCCACAGCUGGGCUGCUCCUCUCAGCAAGAGAAGCAGUUUUCAAGACUUUCCUCUGAAAAUAUACCCCUUACUCCUGGCCAUUCUGCUUCAGCCGGGGCAGUAAUCUCUAAUAAGGCAAGAAUAAGGUGGACUCAAGAUCUUCACGAGAAAUUUGUUGAAUGUGUUAAUCGCCUUGGUGGUGCUGAGAAGGCAACGCCAAAGGCAAUACUAAAGCUGAUGAACUCGGAUGGAUUGACCAUUUUUCAUGUGAAAAGUCAUCUUCAGUACCGAAUUGCAAAAUACAUACCAGACUCAACAGAAGGAAAAUUGGAGAAAAGAAACAGUAUGAGCAAUGUACCCCUGCUCGAUGUUAAAACUGGCUUACAGAUCAAAGAGGCACUGCAAGUGCAGUUAGAUGUCCAGAGGCGUCUUCAUGAACAAUUAGAGGUUCAGCGAAAAUUACAGCUACAAAUUGAAGAACAAGGGAAGCAGCUCAAGAUGAUGUUUGACCAGCAACAGAAAACAAAUAGUAGCCUCUUCCCGAAUCACAACUUGGAUACUUCCUCUGCUGAACCAUCAAAUAGUCAAGAGGUUCAGGUUCCCAUUUCUGAAGGUUCUAGAAAUCCUUUAUUCCCAUCCAAGAUAAGCUAGAUCCUCAAAGCAUGACAUAUGAUCUUUUGGUUAUACACCGUCAAGCACUUAAGCAGUCAUGGGUUCCCUGGAAAGCUUUUAUCUUUUGCAUAUUGAAAGCAGUUAAACAGUCAUGAGGUUCCUGCAAAGCUUCAUUCCCUACAAUAGAAUCAAGACAUACGCAGCAGCCUAAUUAAGUAUAGCAUGCUGCAUGCAGUGUGUUUGCAUAAUCCAAACUGUGUAUUUACAGUGUAAAUACAAUUGAGUGCACUCGUUCAUAAUUCCCUUCAGAAAAUAACUGUUGUGUAUACUUCAUGCAUCCCUCGUCCAUCCUUAAACCUAGUGAAAAGCAUUCUUGUUGUAAAAAGCUCAUUUUGAGCUUGUGUUAGCGUAAGAAUAAUGUUGUCUUGUAAUUUGUGUGCUCAUGUUUUGAGUUUGGUUGAAAACUGUAUUGAGGGAACCCAUAUGAAAUUCGAACUAAACUCUC